Messenger RNA from Pocillopora damicornis (cauliflower coral), 877 nucleotides. Its product is annotated as putative skeletal organic matrix protein 5. Lineage: Eukaryota; Metazoa; Cnidaria; Anthozoa; Scleractinia; Pocilloporidae. The record is from RefSeq and is a predicted model, not a curated record. Gene Ontology annotation, molecular function: oligosaccharide binding.
UUCCUGUCAGUUUUAAAUUUUCUUUGCUCUUCAUGGAUUGCAUAGCAUACACAUCUAAAGACAAAUACAUUUAAGAUUUCAUGCAAUAUUUAAUUAAAAGGAAAAUAUAUUUUGUAGCGUUUUGCUAAUGACACUGAAGUAUGUUCAUCAUGUAUGAUUCGUGUUAACUGUAGCAGCAUUUCAGGCGGCUUGUAAGUAUGAUGAAUCCCAAGGGGCUAUAGAUGAUGUAACGCUCGCUGUAUCCUGCAUCAAUAAACGAGAUGCCCGGUCCGGAUGCUGUGUUCGUGUUUAUUAAGAUUAGUUUAAAAAUAUUUAUAAUCGUUUCAGGGUGAUUAGAGUAUAAAUGAUUCCCCUUAAAGAUGCUUUUCAUAUAAUGUUUCAAAGCAAAAACUACUUAUGGAAAUGUUACCAAUUACUUCUUACCGUCUCAACCAAGUAAAAGGAAAUUUAGAAAUCAAGAACAAAGAUUUGUGCCUUAAAACAGAGUAACUAAAAACAACAACACUGAAGUGAACUGUGUUUGGCUUCAUGGGGGCAAGGGCAAGGUAUUAGGAAAACAGAAAGACUAAUCGUUUAUUUGCUAUGCAGCUGGAACUCUUCAAUUCGUCCUUAAAUCAGGUGAACUCUAAGUUGACCCGAACAAGCAAUGAUAUCUCCAAACUUUACAGCACUGUGACAAAGCUGGAAAAUUACAACUCAUCCCUUAACGAGGUGAAGUCCAAGUUAGAUAGAUCACGAAUUGAUCUAUCAGAGCUUAACAGCACCGUAACCAAGGUAAAGUCUACAUUAGACAGAAGAAGUAAGGAUGUAACAGACCUGAAAAGUACUGUGACGAAGGUGAAGUCUAAGUCAGAUAGAAACAGCGAUGAUGUCUCGG